Brettanomyces bruxellensis is the source of this 1095-nucleotide messenger RNA. RefSeq lists its product as uncharacterized. Lineage: Eukaryota; Fungi; Ascomycota; Pichiomycetes; Pichiales; Pichiaceae. The transcript has a single exon. The record is from RefSeq and is a predicted model, not a curated record. The coding region runs from base 1 to 1095 and encodes 364 amino acids.
AUGAAAUCGACAUUAGAGGAAUGCUUAGACAGCAUCAUCUGCAAGAUAAACUCAUCAAAUGGCCAAAAGGUUUAUGAAGGUCUUAAAGAGUUAGACAAGCUGUUUUAUGAUUUGUGCAUUCUUGCAAACCCGAAUAAUACAUCCAAUACGCAUAGAAGGAGUCGAAGUAGUAGUCCUAGGUCUUCAUCUACAGAGUACAAUUCUCCAAAGCAUAGAUACAGCAAGUCAUCAUCCAGUAUUUCUACAUCGACAUCAUCAAAUCAAAGUUACCGAUAUUUAUACUCACCAGCGAUGUCGUCUACGUCAUCACGCUCGUCGUAUUCAUCUGACAAUUCUACGCCUGAUCCAGAACCGAAUAUUAAUGUGACAUCGGUUACUAGAAAGUGGAAAAUUCCUACUCCAAAAGACCCAAUAUUUGGCGAUUUUAUUUCUUUACAAAACAGCUUUGAAUAUAAUAUGACUACACAUUUGUUAAAUGUCCUUCGCAGCUCAAUAAAUUCAUCCGAACAGAAUUCAAACCUGGAUCCAGUGCGGACUUCAUUACUUCUAAAAAACUUACAGGCGUGUCUUCUCUUACAUCCCCAAUCACGGGCAAUCUUUGGGAAGCCUUAUAACCUAAUGUUGCUUUUAGAUCUUCUGAAUUCAACAAUUGACAGUGACAUUGUAAUAGCAUGCAUUCCGGCCUUAGUUAGCGCCAUGGUAAGAAACGUCAAGGUGAUACGUACAUUUGAAGAUUUAAUGGGGCCAAAAAUAAUUUGCGAUCUUUUGAAAACAAAGGCAAGAGAAGACAGUGUAAGGAGUCGUCAGAAUCAGAAAAGAAAGUUAGAGGCGGAUAAAGAGUUAGAGAAUAUUAGAGAAGUUCAGGUUAAAGUGUUAGAAUUUUUAUUCUUUUACCUGAUUCCAGAAGCACCAGCAGCAACUGGGACAACACAAAAAACGCCUAAGGAGAAACAUGGAAUAGAUGGAAUCAUAAGGCGAAGUACAGAAAGCAAGAUGAAAAUUCUAAACCACUAUCUAAAUAAAGAAGUAACAGACAGUCUGGUGAAAGAAUUGAUGGAAAGCAAACCUUUUGGUGACAUGAAUAUUUGUUGGUAG